Molecule: messenger RNA, 1740 nt
Organism: Hibiscus syriacus
Lineage: Eukaryota; Viridiplantae; Streptophyta; Magnoliopsida; Malvales; Malvaceae
Product: metal transporter Nramp3-like
Exons: 4
Coding region: 127-1626 (499 amino acids)
Biological process (GO): positive regulation of reactive oxygen species metabolic process; defense response to bacterium; metal ion transport
Cellular component (GO): vacuolar membrane
Molecular function (GO): cadmium ion transmembrane transporter activity; manganese ion transmembrane transporter activity
Source: RefSeq, a predicted model, not a curated record
GAAGGAACGGUAGUCGUCGUUACCCUUUUAGUUUUCUUCUUCAAGCCAAGCUUCUUUUUAUCACUAAAUUUCUAAAACCAAAAAAGGCAAAAGCAAACCUCAGCUGCACGCUAGCUACACCCCAACAUGCAACCGGAAGACAACCAGGUUCCGUUACUAUCCGACCAGGACUCGGACGACGAUGUUGCGCAAGGCUCCGGUGAAAAAAUUCACGUCAUCAGAAUGAAUGAACCUGGCGCUGAAGGUUCACUGGGUGCCGUCCCACCUUUUUCCUGGAAAAGGCUAUGGCUUUUCACCGGCCCCGGUUUUUUAAUGUCAAUAGCGUUCUUGGAUCCUGGGAAUUUAGAAGGUGAUCUCCAAGCCGGAGCUAUAGCCGGUUACUCUUUGCUGUGGCUUUUGAUGUGGGCUACAGCUAUGGGGUUGUUGGUUCAGCUGUUGGCGGCAAGGCUUGGUGUGGUCACGGGGAAACACUUGGCCGAGCUUUGUAGCGAAGAGUACCCGACUUGGGCUGGGAUGGUUUUGUGGGUAAUGACAGAGUUGGCUUUGAUCGGAGCUGAUAUACAGGAAGUUAUUGGAAGUGCUAUUGCUAUUAAGAUUUUGAGUAAUGGUACUUUCCCUUUGUGGGCUGGUGUUCUUAUUACAGCCUGCGAUUGUUUUAUCUUCUUGUUUCUUGAGAACUAUGGAGUGAGGAAGCUGGAAGCAUUUUUUGCUGUUCUUAUUGCUACAAUGGCGAUUUCGUUUGCUUGGAUGUUUGGUGAAACUAAACCCAGUGGCACCGAACUUCUUCUUGGCAUUUUGGUUCCAAAACUCAGCUCCAAAACAAUCAAGCAGGCUGUUGGAGUUGUGGGCUGCAUUAUUAUGCCACACAAUGUGUUCUUGCACUCUGCACUCGUGCAAUCACGAGAAAUUGACCGCAACAAGAAAGCCAGGGUGCAAGAAGCUCUCAAUUAUUACUCGAUCGAGUCGGCUGCUGCUCUUAUAGUUUCGUUCAUAAUCAAUCUAUUUGUCACGACUGUCUUUGCUAAAGCAUUUUACAACACAGAAAUAGCAAGUAGUAUUGGUCUUGUUAAUGCAGGGCAGUAUCUUGAAGAAAAAUAUGGAGGUGGGUUAAUCCCCAUUUUGUAUAUUUGGGCUAUUGGGUUGUUAGCAGCAGGACAAAGUAGCACUAUUACUGGCACCUAUGCAGGGCAGUUCAUCAUGGUAGGUUUCUUGAAGCUGAGGUUGAAAAAAUGGCUAAGAGCACUGAUCACAAGGAGUUGUGCAAUCAUUCCUACUAUUAUAGUGGCUCUUAUUUUCGAUACGUCUGAACGGACCCUCGAUGUCUUGAACGAAUGGCUUAAUGUGCUUCAGUCAAUUCAGAUUCCUUUUGCUUUGAUCCCUCUUCUUUGCCUGGUAUCCAAGGAACAAAUCAUGGGUGCCUUCAAAAUUGGCAAUGUACUCAAGACAGUUGCAUGGCUCGUAACCGUGCUGGUGAUAGUGAUCAACGGGUAUCUUUUACUCGAUUUCUUCUCCUCUGUAGUCACUGGCCUAGUGUUCACAAGCAUGGUGUCUGCAUUUACAGGCGCAUAUCUUGCAUUUAUAAUUUACCUUGUUUCUCAAGGUCGACAUAUCAAGUCGAGAGACUGACCAUAGAAACAGCUGUUAAAGCAAGAUAUCGGAAGCUCGAAAUACCUACCAUAUGCCAACUUAUGUACCAUCGAACUUUAUGUUCAUCGAUGAACGCCUCGAGUAUAUUUAGCA